Onthophagus taurus is the source of this 4347-nucleotide messenger RNA. It is a transcript of the gene Nup160, whose product is annotated as nuclear pore complex protein Nup160. Gene Ontology annotation, cellular component: nuclear pore. Gene Ontology annotation, molecular function: structural constituent of nuclear pore. The record is from RefSeq and is a predicted model, not a curated record. Lineage: Eukaryota; Metazoa; Arthropoda; Insecta; Coleoptera; Scarabaeidae.
GGCGCAAGUUUAUGUUAACCAAGCUGAUACAAGUGUUUUAAAAUACAUCGUUUUCUUUUAAAUUUUGCCGGUUUUCUUUGUGUUAUUGUUCAGUUCGGCGGCAAGAAUGAGUGAUUAUCAUUUUAGUUACACGGAAGUAAUCCCAGAUCAAACGAUAGUAGAAAAGUGGAGAGAAAUAACUCUUAAUACGGGUGGGCGACAAAGUACAUUGCAAGAUAUAAAGGUAGCGGAGAGAUCAAAUGGUUAUUGUUAUGCUGAUUCAACGAAAUCUUGCACAAGAAACCGUUUUAUUUAUUGGAGAAUAAGUCAUGAUGUCUUGGAAUUAACGGAACAAAGCUUAGACACAAACCUUUCCGACAAUUCAAUACGUUACAAAUUUGUUGAUACACCGAUUUUGGAUGGAAUAACAAUCCACGAAACUCACACGAACGUAAUAAUUUUAGUUCCAACAGUUUGUAGCGUUCAUCGUAUAAUAUUUCCUCAUCCAACAAAAUCGCGUCAGGGUGAUUAUUACGGGUUUCAUCCCGAUUUUGUUUUGCCAUCAAUUUUCGCUGAUGCAUCGGCUGCGCAGGCGAAAAAUCCUGCUUCAUUUCACAUUAUAACCAAUCCAAGUGGGGCUGGUUCUCAUUUACCACAUUGUUCAACAUCUUGGUAUUCGGCUGCUAAAAAUGAAGCCUACUUUCUUUUUGCUUAUCCAACCGGAGAAGUUCUUUUGAUUAAAUACAAUGAAUUUGGUGGUUGUGAAUGUAUUGAGUUAAAAUCUGAGUCGAUUGUUCCGAGGUUUUUGUAUGGUUUGGCAGAAAAAUUUAGAUCUCGCAGUAGUGAUGGAAAUGUUGUUGUUAGUAUGGUUUUGCAUACAAUCGGUCUUGAAACGUACGCUUUUACAUUAUCUAAAAGUGGUCAUCUCCGAGUGUGGUCUUGUAGCAAAGGACAAUGUAUUUCUGUUAGCGAUAUUUUAUCUGAAACUGUAUCAGGGCAAAAUCUUUCACAUGGAAGUCAAAAUCAUAUUUUAAGAAAAGCUGUUGGUGGUAAUGAAUUAGAAUUUAUUUUAGCGGUUGUACUUAAUUUCUCUCCAGAGUGUCAAUUUCACAUUAUGCAGCCAGAUAUUAGCGGAAAUCAAUUUAAACUUAUAAAAAUUAGUACAUUAUUUUCUCCAGGUGUUGACUUGGUAGAUUUUUCAUUAACAUCAUCUAGAAUUUGGUCUGUUUGGCGUGGAGAAGACGGCGAUUGCAGCGUUUACAGUGCUACACUUGCCACAAAUUCAGAUAAAGGUUCUCACUGGGUACCGAUUCCUCUAGAACCAAUCCCUGAUCCAAGUGAACUCAAAGCUGAUUCAAAUUUAGACCCAAAAGAAACUUACAUGCAAUAUAUUUUCCAUCCGGGAAGGUUCUCAUUAAAUAUUAUUUCUAAAGCACUUAGUAUUUAUACAAAAUCAUCAGUUAUAAGCGACAUCAGUUUAUCAGCUAAUAUUUUAAAGCAACAAGUUAAUAUUGCAGUUGAAAACGAUAUUCAACAAGAAUUACAACAAUCUGAAGUAACAGAUGAUGAUUAUUUAGAUUGUACCCAAUGGUGUUGGGCUCGAUUUUAUUCUUGUUGCAUUCAAUAUCACGUCACCGGAUUACGCCCAUUAGGAAUUUUAUUACUUCCCUCUGUAUCCGGAGCAAUUUUACUUAAAAAAUCAACUUAUUCCUUUUUAAGACCUUUGGACACCUUAGAACAUUUAUAUUUGUGUAACGAUUACAUAACAAGAAAUGAACUUGUGUUACAUCCACAAUUAGGAAUUUCUUAUGAAGAAACCGAUGAUUUAAUCGAAUUGAUUGGAGUUUUAAUUUAUUUAGAUCAACAAUUAAAUGAGUCAUUUAAACAAACAUUUGAGAACGAAUUGGGACAGUUAAGAGCACCGGAUGUUGUAAUGGAUGAUUUGAUUACUAAUGUUGUGGUUGAUUGUGAAGAAGAGUUUACUUAUUUGAUAAUUCAAAAACUUCAAAGUUGUCGUGAUAUAUACAACUCAAUGCAUAAACUUUUGGAAUUACUCACUGUUCAACAAUUAGUUAAUGAUAACGAUGAUAAAUCUUCCCCAAAACCUACUUCUAUUGAUCAUUUAUUUGCGUCUCAACUUGGAAUUAGUUUUGUUACUCAAUGUUUAAAACAACAAGCACAUGUUCGGUAUUCAAUUUGUCGCAAUUUAUUGGCUUUGCAGCAUAUAAUUCUUCAUCAUAACGAUGAAAACUUUACUUUCUUUGAAGGCGUCAGGUCGAUUUGUAUCCCUGAUACAGUUCUUUUAACAAGGAUUUAUUUUAAUAUUGUGUGGUUAACGGGUUUACCAAUACAAACAAAUGUUGCUCUUGAGCAAAGCUUACAAAAACUUGUAACUUUAAAACUCCCUCCCGUUUUCAAUUUAAAAUUAAACGUAAAUAAGUUGCUUAUGGACUUAUUUGUUGGUUCAACUGGAGGUUUUAACGCCCACAAACUUAUGUCCCAAAGAGAUGUCGACGAAGAAACAUUACCUUUUUGGAACUGUUCCCUUUUAUGUUAUUUAAAUCACUUAUUCCUCAUUUUGUGGCCAUUAAAUGGUAAUCCAACAUUUUCUGAGUGGUUACUCUCAAGUGGGCAACACGUAUGGUUGCAACAAUACGUAAGAUAUUUAAACAAUUGGUGUGACGCAAAAUCAUCACGUAAUUUUUUGUUGGCAGCAUCGUUUUUAACAUCAAGUGAACACCACAAAUCGUUCGAUUUAUUCGUAGAAGCCGUAAAAGGCAUCGAUUCGGAACAAUUCCUUCAAAGACAUAUCGCGAACGUCGCCAGAAACAACAACAACACCGCUAUUCGAUACUUCUUAAAAGUAAUCCAAUUAUUUGAAGCUUACGGUGCGAGAAAUUUCGCUAUUGAAUUAGCAAAUGUUGCUUUGUCAAUGGCAGAAACAAAAAAUCCUUUACGCGCAACUUUGUACUCGAUUCAGUUUAAACAUCAUUUGGCUUUAAAUCAUUAUGAGGAUGCCUACAAAGCUUUACAAUCGAAUCCAGACGAUGAUCGAAAAAAGGAUAACUUAAGAGAUUUGGUUAAAACGUUAUUGGAUAAGAAAGAGUUAGAUGUUUUGAUGUCGUUUACAUAUUGCAAUUUGGAAAAAUUAUUUUGUAGUAUUUUAUUUAUGAGAGCUAGAGCUGCUGAUGGCGUAAAUAAUAUUUAUUAUGAUUUUUUGUAUUCGUAUCAAAUGAAAAGGGGGAUACCUUAUUUAAGAUUAGCUGGUGCUGUAAUGUAUGAACAAGCAUUUAGAUUAAAUCAAUGGAAUUCAAUUGAGGCUCUAGAAAAACAAGUAAAGUGCUACUUAGCAGCUGUAAAUGCCUUAAGUUUAUGCGAAUCUAAACACGCGUGGGUUUUAACCCCUAUUGAACCAGAAUUACAAGAACAAACGGUGUUAAUCCCAUCAUUAGCAGGAUCUAAUACGCCGUAUAAAGAAUUAAAAUUAGUAAACCAACUUGAAGUGGUUAGUUUGUCUACAAUUAAAAAAGAAUUAGCUUUGGCGCUUGCCCGUUUAAGAUUAGGACGAAUUGAUAAAGAUUCAGUCGCAAAUUAUACAACUCCUCAAGAACUUGUUGUUAUGUUGGCGACUGUUGGAAUAUUUAAAUGCGCGCUGGAAUUGUGUCAAACUUACAAUUUGUCUUCUAAACCGGUUUUUGAAAUGUUAACCCAUCAAUGUAUUAAUUUGAUGGAAACUGAGGAUCAAGAAUCAUGGAAUUGGUUGACUGAAAAUGAUUUGCAUGAUUUACCCAUCAUUGGAAACACACCAUCAGAUGUAGCCUGGCAACUACUAAAAACAUUCCUCCACCAAUAUGAAGAAGACCACAUGACCACUAUCCAUAGAUUCAUUUGUGAAAAAAUUCUUAUUUUAGGAUGUUUUGUACCAAAUUGGCUGGAAAUUUCGUAUAAGUUAAGAAACCCAGCGGAAUUAAUAAAAUUGUAUUUCUUACGUGGAUAUUUAAUAGAAGCAACAAAUCUCACUUGUGAAUACAUUUUAGCUGUUUUAGACCGGGGAUAUGAGUACUUUGGUCUAGAAAUGGGCUUAGUUCCAGGUGCAAGGCCAUUUUGUUUUCCAGUAAGAAUCAUUGAACGUUUAUUACAUAGAUUGGAUAAAGAAAAUAAGAUUGAUGUAACAAAACCUUUACAAAAAGAACAUAAUAGACUCCAACAAUUGUAUUUUAAAUAUUUAGAAGUGUCUUCUCGUAUUUCAAACGAAACCACCAGGCUACAAUCUUUAAAUAUUUGAUUAUUUAAUUAAAAUAAAACAUAUUUCUAAAUGUUAAUUAUUUUAAUAUGAAUACUUUUACAUACAAUAAACUCUUAAGAUAA